This is a messenger RNA of Lactuca saligna, 616 nucleotides long. The record is from the annotation of a GenBank genome assembly. Lineage: Eukaryota; Viridiplantae; Streptophyta; Magnoliopsida; Asterales; Asteraceae.
CGUAUCUCUAUUAUCAUGUGUUUGUUAUUGUUUAUUGGUGUGAAUCGAAUAUGUUUAGUCUAACAUGUUUUUUUAUUGAAUUAGAUAUUUAACAUUUACAUCAAGAGGUGACGAUUAGAAGAGGAGGAUGUGGGAGUUAAAGAUAGCCGAAGGGGAUGGCCCCUAUUUGUAUAGCACUAACAACUUUGUUGGUAGACAAUUCUGGAAAUUUAAUCCCAAUGUCGGAACUCCAAAAGAAAAGGAAGAAAUUGAAAAGAUGCGUCAAAACUUUAAAGAUAAUCGGAAAAAUGGAGGACACCAUGCUUGUGGCGAUCUGCUGAUGCGGAUGCAGCUUAUGAAGGAAAAUCAAAUUGAUCUUAUGGACAUAGCCCCGAUAAGACUAAGUGAUGAUGAAGAAGUCACUUUUGAAGCCGUGACAACUGCAGUGAAGAAAGCGGUUCGACUACAUCGUGCAAUCCAAGCAAAAGAUGGUCACUGGCCUGCGGAAAAUGCUGGUCCCAUGUUCUUCACUCCUCCACUUUUAAUUGUUUUAUACAUAAGUGGUACCAUUAAUACAAUCUUGAAUGAAGAACACCACAAAGAGAUGAUACGGUAUUUCUACAAUCAUCAGGGAUAA